AUGGGCCAAUCAAGCGCGGCUGGUGGUUCACAUUCUAUCGAUCACAUUGCCAGCAGCAUCACUGAUUUCUUGUAUGACCCGCAGGCCCAUACCACUUUCGAUUCCUGGAACAAACGAUGCAAGGACUUGCUCUAUGUCGAUCUGGCUGCCCAGGGCGAUGCAUGGGAGGUUCGACUCCUACUUCGCAAACUGGGUCCGGCUGAACACGAGCGUUAUGCCACCUCCAUCCUCCUCAAGAAUCCCCGAAAAGUCACUUUCAAGGACACGGUUCAGACGUUUUCGCAGAUUUUCGCUGACCAAUCAUCCCUUUUCAACACUCGAUUCCAGUGUCUGCAACUGUGCAAAAGAGAUUCCGAUAAGCGAACAUUACUUUGUCACUGGUCAGUGAAGCAAAGCAGUCGUUUACAUAUGUUAAAACAAAAAUGGAUCCAAGACGCUCCUUUAAAGAACCCAUUUGCCAGCGGUUACCCACUCCGAUUUGGGGUCAGCAAUGCUCACACGCUGACGUCGGCCUGUGUGCAAGUCAAUCAAUCACUUGAGUAAGUUGACAGUCACAUCUAUUGGCGCAGCUUAGAUAUGAGCCCUCUGCGUGGCACCCCGUCAAAGGCUUUGCUAAAGUCAUUGUAGACUGCAUUUACCGACAAACCUACCUCUAAAGAUUUCGUCCAGUUUUCAAUAGAUUCGAACAAGUUAGAGAGAAGAUGGGCCAUCUGUAAAUAGGUGCUGAUGUGCACUAAGCAAGAUAUCCUCAUCAGUAUGCCUAAUCGGUUUUCAUUGUAUUGUUUUUCCGCAUUAGUUUGUAAGAAAUGCUUAUGAGACUCACUGAUCUAAAGCUAUAUAACGAGGUUCUCUCUCCGCCUUUAUAUAUAGGUCUUACGUUGUCACGCUUCCAAUCGGAAGGUGUAGCUGCCACCUGCACCGAUCUUCGAAGAUCUUGAAGAUCGGGCAAGCCUGCUGUUCUGCGAGUCCUUUUACAACUUCUUCGGGGAUGGCAUACGAACCAGGUGAUUUAUUGGGCUGUAUUUUUACCGGAGUUGUCUUUACUGCAUCUGUUGUGGACGCCAUCAUGCCGACUGAAUUGAUAAAUGACCUCGUCUAUGUUCUCUGAAGUUUUUAGCAAGACUGGAUUCAGGCAGCUGACCUUUUUUCCAUCACGUGUUCUUGUUGGAAAGACUGCAUGUUGCGUGAAGAGCGCCUUGGGUGCUUUAUGUGGAAAGCGGAAGCUGAAGGUCGAUUUUGGGAAUGGCGCUUGAACAGUGCUUCAGUUGGCUCCUGACACACUGAGGUCGCCCAUAUUCAGGACAUUAGGUCGACUAGAGAAUUCUCCCAUUUGCUCCUAUAAAUAACCGCCAGUGAUUAAGUCUCUUCUAGGUGGUCGAAAGACAGUGACACAGGUCACCAACAGUCUUUAUGGUUUCUCAAAUAGCUUUAGUGUUGCACGCAAACUUGUUGGUGUUUUCUGACACCCACAGAAGUUCUUUCACAUAAACAAUUAUACUGUAACCAUUAAAGUGUUCUCUUCCCAUACGAUAUUUUUGUUAUCCAUUUAAUGCUAUUUCGCCAUCACCCAUAUUCCUGGACAUUUAUGUAGGUUUCAUUUACUGCUACCACAUUUGGAGAGAAUUCAGCAAGGGAAAUUUUCAUCUCAGCAAGAUUUUAGGCCUUUUAUAUAAACACACACCAGUUUUUCGAUAGUCGAACUUCUAGCCGCUUUUGCUACUGUUGUGGGUAUUAUUGAAACACAUUGGGCGUCGUUUUCGCUUGCCUGUUGUGUUAAUUGGUGCGGUUUAUCUAUUUCGGUUUCUUCAGUUGGAACCCUGGGCGUCACCGGCUCUGUUCUGCCGUCAAAUCAGGCGGCUGGCUCCACAAUAGUGUCUCAGUUAGCUGGAUGGCUACCGUCGUCUUUAAUAUGACUGGCCGAUUCAAUUGAAAUUCCAUAUUUUCCUGAAUUACCUUACUCUCUAAAAAAGCCAUUUGUUGGACCGGCCAAAAUUGAGGCGUGUGAAGCCCGUUGAGGCGUGCUACAAGACAGUAAAACAUAGGCAACCAAUGCAUAAUGUCCGUCUAGCGACACCCAUGCAGCGUUCAAAUUUUUGUGCAAGCGAUUGCAUUUUCUGAUGGGGCCAUACAUAUUUAUUGCACUUGCAAUCUUUCCGAAGUGCAAAUGCAAGGCCACGGCGACAACACGGAUUAUUCAAAUUAAUCCGAGCAAAACAAUGACGGUGUCAGUAGAAACACCACUCAGUGUUCACACCUGUUAGCGCAAUGAUAGACAGUAUAAAUCGUAUAUUGAACGCGUUUUUUAAAGUCCCCUUAAGAUUUGAUAAUCGAUCUCUUAGCUACCUUCGAGUGCACAAAGUAUCUGCAAUAGUUCUGAUAAGAAAUCUUAUGCAUGUGCGUCUUCCAUUAAUAUUUAAAGGUAGUGAAGAUGGUUAAAAGGCAUUAAGUAAUUGUAUGAGAGCUUAACCGUUGGACAUGUUGCGCAAAUGAUGAAUCUUAAACAAUCCUUCCCACUUUGUUUAAGCUAGGGGAAAUAUAAUUCGUCCUUGAUCCUUACAUAAAUUGGUGUAACUUAGGAUUAGCCGUCUUCGGCGUGAGUUUGUGUUUCUCAGUUCUUUCGGGAGUGGGUCUUUCCGCUACAGAAUUAAACAUUUCACGUCUAUGCUACCAACACGCACUUAACGAUUUUCUCAGUUUUGGAUCCCUCUAUGCUUUUUUAUCGGUUGUCUAUCUCCUGAAAAUGUGUGACCCUUAUAAUUAUAAGGAUAAUCAAAAGUAUAAAUUUAAUCACUUAAGUCGGCCAGCUAGACACUCCACUCGUAUUAAUGGUCUGGUUAGGUGAAUUAUUAAUGUUUUGCCUUAGUUGUGUGCCAAGGGCGGCUAUCAGAGCCAGUUCCGUUUAUAAAAACGGGCAUAUAGCCCGUUCUUUCAUAUAAAAGAACGGGCUAUAUGGUCCACAGCCUCGGCCGUAGCCUCCCCCAAACGGGGCCCAGACCCCGGGGCCAGACGGGGCUGGGGAUAGCAGGGAUGUAACAUUAUGCACCCAAUUUUUUCGCUAAGACCUUCCCACCACAUCUUGGGGGUUAGUAUUCUAUGCAUACUGUAAUGUUAGUUGGGAAAUCUGACCCCCUAAACGUAAGUAAUUUUCAUCCUAUUCGGAGAAUUAUGUUGCUUUUCUUUAAAUUUGUUGACCUUUCAUCAUGGGGUUUUUAAGUUGUCUCAAGUUUCCAUUUGGAUAAUGUAGUUUUGCAUUGAGACUCUUGAUACCUAGUGAAAAGGUUAUGCAAUGCUACUUGCGGUCCACUGAGGAACGUUAAUUCUGCGUUGUCUAUUUGUGUUGUGUCUAAGACAUGACAAAGUGUGGGCUACAAGCACUGACUGGACCCUUUAGCACUAUCCAUCCCAUCAAUAUGCAGUGGCACGCGCAUUUCCGGGAUUCUCCUUGUCACCCGAAGGCCCAGCUCACGCAACAGACCCCAUGCAAGGCCCAAAUUCACGUAGCACUCGUUCUUAAGGGGUUUCUUAAAGUACGCUCGAGGCGUUCACAAUAGUGCCCGUGGAUCCUUGGGUAGUUCCGUAUGGAACGGCCGCAACUUAUUAAACAGCUUCCUGGUCGUCAAAAACGGCAUUUUUGUCUCUAGGCAGAAUUAUUGCGAAGCAAACAGAACGCACUUGACUUCAACUGCCCCUGUGUUUUGCACAUCUUCCUCGGGCUCUGCACCCAGUUCUCGUUUUGACACGUGAAAGACCUUCCGGUGGGGAUUUCGGGAUUCAAGGUUGGCAUAUCCCUUUCGCACGAUUGAGCGGAAACUACGGACGAUAAUGGUAGAAGCGUAUACUCAUUCAUCCAUGCCCGCAUAUUACACACUUAUCUGUCGUCCAAUGCGCAUUAAUGUGGUGCUCCGGUCGUAUCCAGAGUAAUAAUGUUUCACCUCUACUUCCCAUAGUUGUAAAUGAAGGUAUACAAGGGGCAUAACUGCACUUCCAACACCAAGUCUGCUACAAGACACACAAUUUCAGUAUUUGACGUAGUUGAUGAGCACAUACCUCGGAACUAAUCGUAGAUCAAAUAAAUUAACAAACAUUAAAAAAGUAUAAAAACUCACAUUGGCUAACCUACUCCCGAGUCAAUGGAUUCUCCUUCUGGGUAGGCCGUAUUCACACCUACGCCAUUCACCUCGUAGAUAAAUGUCUUCAAAAUUACCAAUUUAAGUAAGGCUACAGCUUUGUGCGUCUCAUCCAUAUUCAAAUAAAAUAGGCAUAGAGGACAACUGUAUCCUAAAACAUUAUUUACUUUGCGCUAAAUAGCUUAUUUUAGCUAAAAAACAUACGCCUAGACAAGUAAUACUGCUUUUCCACCGAUCUACAGUUUUCAGGAAACAUGUCUUUCCUGAAUACUAAAUGCUUCAAAAUAGAUGGGGCUACACCUAUGCCUAGUCCCCUUUCAGUCCCGCAUAUGCCGUGUGCCAGCAGGGUCGAUUAACCAUAAACAGAGUAAAGUCAAAUAAUUUGGAUCUUUUGGACAUACCCUUAAUGGAUUAACUUAUUUUUUUGCCUUGAACCCCGUACGUCUCGUGGAAAUAGAAUUCGUUGUGAUGCGUUAUCGGUUUGACCGGUGUUCGUAGUUCAUCAUACACAUCAAUGACAGGAGUUUUACGUCUUCCUUUCAAUUAAAAACAGCAUAGCGAGGGCAGAAAAUAUUUCCUCGAGAGUCUAAGUGUCAUAGGCUUGUCGAAGUCCUAUGGCAGUCAGUUUGCGAAAUAAUGCAGCUAACUAUCUUCGCGUUCUCAUGGUUAGAAAACGCCACCCAGAACUAGGAUAGUAUAAGGAUUCAGAAGUCACCUUUAGCGAUUUUUACUUCUGAAUGCUGCUAACAGGAUGUGCGUGAAGUGUAACCCUUCCUUUUCGACAAUAUUUGCCCUCCUUUUUAUAGAGCUGUCCAAGGCCGACCGAACCGCUGCAUUUUAAUUCUUCUGUCUUGAAAUUCUGCGCAGUUUAAAGUGCGGUCGUUAUACUGUCUAGAAGUUUCAGCACUGGAUCGCUGUUUUUCAUAGGUCUGGCCGUUACCAGAGCGAAUUUGGUUUUUUCGCUAAACGACAAGGGACCUCUGGCUUCGUUAGUGAUAGAGCCAACCGCUCAACCGAUAUUUUGUAUAUAGUUUAGCCAGGACUUGUCAACCUUAUUACUUAUUUGGUCUGCCUGGCUUCAUUUAAAAAAUUUUGCAUAAUUGAAUCCUAAAAUUGGCCGUAUGUUUUUCUUCCAGAUCGCCGUAUACACCAAUGUAAUCUAUCAUCCUCCCUUAUCAAAUGCAAAUCCAGAGUUCGAAGUCCGAAUGGGGUCUCGGUCAAUAUCCCCUCAAACGACCUGAAAAUGACGAUUCAGCCUUAUCGAGCUGCUCACCUGUUUUAUCUUUCGACAGCCUGCUUGAGAGUGGUGAUUACUUCGCCGGCAAUAAUUCAGUCAGUAAGUAUUUUGAGGGCGCUGGUCAAAUCGCGGAAGAUGAUCUGAGUGUGCCGCCAACAAAACUUGCGUCAUCAUUUGCAUUUUCUUCUGGUUUAGUCAAAAGGACCCAGGCAAAAACUGAGAAGCCGUCACAAGAUCCCUCUCUUGAAGGUUGCGUCGCUCAAAUUCCUAACGAUCUUCCCCUUGUUGACUUCACUGUUUCCAUGUCGCUCUGUCAGUCAACGCCAAACCAACCAGAUUUAGAGAUUUCCUUUGAGUCUCCUCCUUUUUUCAAAGACAUCGAGGCCGCUGAAAAAGCAGAUGCCCCUGGUCGUUCUUCCGGGUAUUUUGAUUACUUCUCGAUACAACAUCCGACCGAAGUACCUGACGAAGUUUCUGCUCCUAAUACUGCGAGCAACCCUUCCCAGUCGUCAAGAUCAAAACUACCUCCUUCCGAGAAACUUUCUAACUGCAGGUACUGUGGUAAGACCUAUCGAAAUAUCACUUCUCUGAAAAAUCAUCAGCAAAGGCACGAAGCUGGUGAUGUGGUCAUAAAACGCCACAAAUGCCCCUUCUGCGCCUACUCAAGCCAGUAUCAUCGUAAUCUACUAAAGCACGUUGACGCUGCGCAUGACAAACGUAACUACACUUCUGCCGCUCCGAUAGUUACUGUCUUGGCAAACAAGUUUGAGGCUCAUCAAAGGAAACUGCCGCAUGGUUCCGUCCCUGUCGGCAGUGGAUCUCUCGAUACCCCUAAUGGCGACAUUUCCCUCUCACCGUCUCCUUUACUUACAACUGAAUCUCCAGCCCUGCAAAGAAAGUUAAGUAUCGCCGAGCUCCUUUGCUCAAACUCGCCUGGAACGCAGAACUUCAUUGACGCCCAUUCUUUUUCGCCGUCGGCUGAUUUCACGUCUCCUUCAUUUCACCCGUUUGUCGAUACAAGUGAUUUUCACCAGCACACCUGCGAGAGCGUCCAUCCUUUGCCCUCUUUCAGACGUCCGGGCUCCACAGAAGCGCACCAAUGCGUGGUGUGCGGCAAGACCUUUAGGACAAAACAGAAACUAACGCAUCACAUGGACACUCACGACAGUCGAAAACCUCAUUUAUGUGAAGUUUCUGGCUGUGAAAGAGCCUUUAGCACUCAAAAAUACCUUCAGAAUCAUAUCUCCGAUUGUCAUGGCAAAGGCAAAACAAUCCGCUGCUCUGCUGAAGACUGCCACUAUGUUUGCACCCGUCAGGUCCACAUGAAACGUCAUAUGGCUGAGAAACACCCGCGUGAGCACUCUUGAGAUAUUUGCCGCAGAAAUAUUAUGUAAGCGUUAGAGGAAUUCAAAAGUAGAUCCAGGCUCCUCGUUGGUGAAUAGGGAUAGAUCUAUCCUUUGAAUUUCCUACUUGCGUCUGCUUAGCGUCCUUUUUUGAAAUGGUUUCUUGAUCUGCCAUAGUGUACCUUUUGGAGGACGGGUUUUCGGAGCUUAUACGGACAUGAUUUCAUACGUUAUAUCUAUCGUUACGCUUACUUCGAAUUUAUUUCCCUGAUGAAAAGCGAACGGCUUACCAAAAUACCUAACCUAUUAAUCCUUCUCUUAUUUAGGUAAAAAGGUCGCCAAUUGUGCACCCUCUGGCCAAAUUCGGAGUUUUCCAAACGAAGUCGCUUUGGAUGCACAAAUAAGUUCGGAAAUUUCAGAGGCCUCUAAGUUUCUCUCGCCAUCACAAACAUCUUUCUCCUCUUUACCUCCACUAACUGUCCAGGUCCCUUAUAAAUCGUCCGUCCCCACUGAAAUCCCGAAAUGUGAAGGAUCUGGUUACCCGACCCCCUCCUUGGUCUCCCCACGUGACGGACCCCCGCAGAAUGCAGAAUUCUACCACCACCCUCCUCAUCCACUACCAGCCCUGAUUCCGACGCCAUAUGCUCGGCCGUGUCCUUCGUUUGAUUCUGCAGAGCCAGUCCAUCUUGAUUCCAGAGGCCUGCCGCCAAUGAAAACUUCCAGUUCCUACGCUCCGCAGUCCAUUUUAGAUUAUAAAAAGGAAGCAACCACAUCUUUUGAACAAACACCAGACGGUCGCUGCCCACAACUUAUUAAAAUUCCGCAUGCUCACCGUCCUUUUUACAUGCGCAAUGACGUCGAGGAAUUUGCACCGUCUGUGUUACCGCUGAUAAGUAGGCCAGAGGCCUCUGACAUUGAUGUAACGUUCAUCGAACUCAAUGCAGUCCUUUCUCGCGAUCUUGACGAGAUAGCUGAAGGAGCUAAAAACUGCGGAGAGUCGCAGUCUCCUUUUGGACAAAAGUGUGAAAUCGCACCCCUAGUCCCUGAAGAUCUCUCUCGUCGCUCACCCUCACUCUAUAGUUCGACAGACUCGGGCAACGGCAGUAUGGCAAGUGCACGGAGUCUAGGUGAUUCCUUUUAUGGUCCAUCAACAGCGGAGGCAGGUGGUAGGCAGGAAUGCGGCUCUGUCCUGACCGGGACUCCUGUCUCCAUUUCCUGCUCUCCUCCGGCGUCCUUCUGCUCCCUAAUCUCAUGCUACAGCAGCCCCGAUGUUGGUGACAAGGUAUCGUGUCUCUCGUCCGCCGGUUCUGCCCUCUCCGCGGCCUUCGGUGGUCACCAGCAGUCUUCUCACUAUCCUAAUGUUGCUGAUAACUUGGGAAGUUAUUUUCAACUGGAAAAACGACAGCGACCUGCGAUGCAGUCUUCGCCGCAUUUCCGAUUCAGUACACCACCGGCGCCGGCCGAAUUUUACCAGCGUGCUGCCUGGAGGGAGCAUGCACGCCAACACCCCAGUUAUGCCAAUAAAGAACUGAUACCGUCCCAGUCAGAUCGACCAGUCAGGCCGCCGAGUGCGAGUCGGGACCUUAGACAACAUUGUGAGUAGCGAUCUGGUUACACUACAAAAUAUACGCCUUGAGUUGUAGCUUGAAACAAAACCUAAAACCCACACAGACAGUCGCACAUUGACCGGUACUACCACUAAACAAUACCGACAGAUACGAAAGAGAUUGGUUUGGUUAUCUCGGGUGUAUUGACAGUUAUUAGCCAGGCAUAUCCGAUCCCAAGGUCUAGAUAACCUGAGACCCGAAAUUGGUAAAACGUUGAACUUGACACACAAUGACAAGGAAUCCGGGUUCUGAUCUCGGACUAUCGAAACGUAGGGUUAGCGGAUGACUGGUCUACGACAGCUCAUAAGCUAUACAUUGCUAUUUCGAUCUCACGCCUCUUUUGGCAUUCAUUCUGCACUGUUAUUGUAAGUUCCCGUUUGUUUGUACCAACUAUGACCCAAUUUUUGCGUCAGAUUUUCUCUCCAGAUUGACUGACCCGCGCAUCGGCAUCAGUGCUAUGGUCGCGCGGAGUAUAUGACCCGACUACCUAAUUAUAAAGAAAACCAGUCAGUUUGCGAGAGAAAUGCCAGUCAGUGCCGAUCGAAAGUUCCCUUCUUUAUUUCAUUCGCGUUUCUUUUCGAGAAAUAUCUUUUAAUGUCACCACGAGUUCUUCUGCCCAAAGUUCUUUUGAACAAGACAUAUAACAUUUAAGCAGAUCGUUUUAGCGGUUAGCUGAUGUUUGGAUGGAAUGCGUUGCUUACACCGGCCUCCUACAAUCCCUAGAAGACUACAGCAAAAUCCACAGUCACAUCAGCUCAGCGUCACAGAGCGAGGGCCCAACUUUCCUCCGUAGAUUGUAAAACAUGUAAAGAACGUCGCUGAGUUCCAGAGACGCCGGUCAGGAGCGUUGCAUAUGGUCGCUGAGUUCACUUGCCCCUUAGCAUCAGUCCUCUUGCAUAUUUCUAAUCCUUGCAUAUGUUUGGUCAGUGUUAACCGCCGUGGAAGUCAAACUCAGAAGGUCAGUAACACUUCCACUACCGACUGCUUGUUGCUGUGCCAUCCUGUGUAAGGACUGUAGACCGGAUCUCAAAGGACAGCGGAUGUCCGAUCUGCUUCCGGCAAUCAAGCCAGGUCAACAAAUGCCAUUGUCACCUGACCUGGAAUGUUUCUGAUCACAACCGGCAGGACGUGAGUCUGCGGCUUCACCGAUAGUGUAUGACUCAAUGAUCAGCUAAACCCCGGCGUAAACUUCGGGUCUUCCUGAGAGAGUUAUUUUAAUUGAACAGAUUUUUCAGCAAAGUAAUCUUUAAUCACCGCACAAAAUGCAGACUUUAUUGUUCAAACUAUCGUUUAACGCAGGUACUCCGUUUUCUUGAGGGACUUACAGUCGAAUUCAGUAGACAGCGUCAUUACUGAACACAAAUUAAAAAAGAAGAGAACUUAUUCUCAUUUGAUCGAGUAUUAUGUUAAAACAGAGAAAUGUCCACUGGCGAAUGAAGAUGGAAGAUGACGGCUCGCCUUAAGAGCCGCCGAAUUGACUGGCGGAUGACGGCGAUGACCAUUCUGGACAUCCGAGUAAUUUUUGGGAAUACUUCCCCAACAGUAUCUUUCCUUAAUAUGCUGAUAUUGGCCAUUUAGCACUAAGUUUCCUUCCGUUCUCCAGAUCCCGACUUCAUCGAGCCGUUACCAUCACGUUACUCUAAGAAUCCCUCCCCCACCUCCGGCUGCCAUUCACCAACAUCAAAUAUCCUCUCUCACAUCACACUGGAGAAGCAUCGUUUUGAUAGGCCGUCGGAUUAUAUUGCUGCGUCACAUCCUCCGAUCGCAGAUCAUCAGCCGGUUGUUGGGCUGAAGUCAAACCAUCGCACCCAGUCCCCUUAUUAUUUGACCUAUCAGCCCAGAUCGGCGUUCGGCGCUUGCGAAGUUGGCGAUGACGGGAACUACAGUUCUCUCCUGCCGCCGACGCCAUUGAAUCCCCCGAUCGGGUUAUACGGACAGACAGAACUGAACUCAUUUCGCAGCUAUCCUACUGGUAGGCAUUGAGGCGCCAAAAUAUGGAAAUCGUAUAAUUUUUAUUUUCCCUAAACCUGCACUUUGUAUGAAUUUGGUUUGGCAUUAAUCUCUUUAGUUGUGUAGCGAACACUAAAAAAGGUCAGAGUGUGAUUCUGUGGUGCGCCUCUCUAAAGCCUUGUUGACUAAGAAGCAUAGCGUCAAAAUAGUGAUUGCGACUGCCCUUCCUAACGUAAAAAGUGCCAUAAGACAAAAAUAGCCGUUUCAGAAGAGCUUGCCAUCUCAUUUUCAGUAGAUUGCAGGGCCCGACAUGCUCUCGAGGUCUGCUUCCACCACGUCCACCCAUAUCUCCAGUCAAUCGCUUUGAUACGGUUGCUGCCCCGAGCGGGGCUAAAUUAUGAUUACGUCUUAGACAAUGUGACCUUAAGGUCCGUACAGGGUCUGAAAGAGCCAGCUCAGAUGGCGGUUAGUGAACUCCCAACUGGUAAGUCCUUUUCCUAACUGAUUUUACUGUUGUGCGUUAUGGAGUUAUAGUCGACGAAUGAUACGCAGGCAUAAUCAGUCGAAUAUUUCCAUGCGCUGAGUACCUUCUGAAGGCACGGGGCAUGUCCCUCACCCGUACGCAAAGACUUUAAAUGGGCCUCGUAUGCUCGCGUCGGCCUUUUGAAGAACCUCGCGACAGUUCCAAUGUUUUCGACGGAGCCAAAUACGAAUAAGGCUAGUUUUGCCGGUCACAGUCUCGACUUGUUCCUUGCCGGUCUGCCGGAAAGUUCGAACUGGCAUAAUAGAAUCGACGUAUAAUCCCAACUACUUUCCCAUCCACCAUGAUCGGACAAAUAUCUUCUAUUUCGAAAACUCCGCUCGGUCAUAUUUUUCUAGUUUAUUUCGGCUGCCAUCACAUAUUUCUUGAGCAAAGUGUGCCACUCUUCUGCAAAGGAAUUCACCACCAUCGCAAAGUUUCCGACCUACUAAAGGCCCGGAUUACAUGGGCCCUAACCAUAUAAUACACCAGUGCGGUCAGCCUAUGAAGGGUUGAGGGCGCGUUGCCGAUAGCAUUGACGGUAUUGGAGGGUUUGAUGAAGCGCAAAGUGCUGACUCACUUGCCUGACCCUACCGAAAUCCACACCGAUUCUCGUCCGGAUAAAGCGUUACAGGCUGAACUAGUUGAAGAGGACAACUGCGAAGAUUUUAGCAGCGAUGUCGAAUAGCCGUGUGCGGAAAUGGGAGGCCGAUCUUGGCCGAAUUCUUCCCACUACAGUCCAGCCGGCCGGCAAUUUGGCUAUUAGACGCCUCAGAAGCAGCGGCUCAGGUGGGCAACCGACAGGAUAAAUAUGUCCUAAUCAGGGCUGAGAAUCAGGCGGCCAGGACCUCAUACCAUGACCUUUACAACACUUACUUAUGCGAGGUUAGGAAUUCCCCUCUCUUCUGCCGGUCUGGUUCGUGUGCACUUAGAGGUGAGGUUUUGUGCGGAACGCGUUGACAGUCUGCCGCUGCGCUCGCGCCCACAGCGGUUGCAUCACAGUGGGUGAGGAAGAGUGGUGGACGCAUCGUACGUCUUCUUCAGUAGAAAAAAGUUCGUGCGGAAUUUCCUGCGGGGUCCAUCUCGCUGGACAGCUGUGGACAUCGUCAUUCGUGACAAUCAAAAUAUUGCGUGUGUUUAUGUCUGGUCAACCAGUCUCUCGUGGAAGACAUGCUGCGUCGACGGCAACCUAUGAUGUGUGCCGAGCAAAAGCGAUGGCAGGGCUCGCGCGUUGAUGACGCACCCGUAUGGUUGCGACAUCGUCUGGACUUUAGUAAGUCCUAGCCGCUACAGCUCUUUGAAUAGCGGGGAGACAUGUGACUUGAGCCACAGUCGGCACGGCUAAUGUACAAGCAGCUGCUUACUGUUUAUCCUUUUCCUUCAGGGACGGGUAUCAGGUGUUAUCCAUGCUGCCACAGAAGCUACAUCUGUAUUUGCCGUGUUCCUCCUUCUCCUCCUAGACUUAAUGACCCUCAUGCCUGUUUGGGAGUUUUUCGAGGGUUUCUCGUUCACUAGUGUCUUAAAACGGUAUUAUAACCUUAGUGCGUAACUAUUAAUCCGACUCUCCUACCAUGUGAUUUGCCAACCGCUCGUCUGUUUGAUCCCACUUCUUGAGUUAGAUCCUAUUCUUUACUCAUUUGAGCGUAAUGUGGUUCUAACUUAUUAGUUAGGUCUUUAUGAAUUUACCCAAAAAUUCCAUUCGAACUGUAAUUACAUAUAUUUUAGCCCACUUCUCUCGUCUUCUUUUUUGUACCAUGACCUCACUUUCUCUUCGUGCCGUAUAAUAGCGUCAUAUGAACCGGGCGUUACUGCUUGCUGUUGUAGCCCUCGCGGCGCGAAUGUGUCACUCCAGACAGUGUAGGUCUGCGCACGAUGCGGGCUACGCCCUCACAGACUGGGUUUAACAGACUCAAAUACGAAACUAUCCUUAGCUCCUUGGUGGUUUCGGAAGUAUGAAUUGCUUCGCCAUAAGGCAGGCGUGUUGGACUGGCUGUGCGACGUUGAACAUGAAACGGCAACACAUCGUUAGUAGUAGCAAUGGUUCCUUCUCUCUGUUGCCUCCAUGCCAUCCACCACCUCGGUCGUAUCGGAGCCCUCAUGUGCGGCCUUGCGGUGUGUCGGUCACCGCACCAAGUUUCAUCGUCGGCCGGCCCAACCGGAAGACGCCCAAGGCAUGAAAAUGAGAAGACAAAGUAAGAUCCAUCCAGCUCCGAUUCAGCGCUUGAUUUCUUGGCUGUAAAUUGCAAAAAGCGCUCCAACGGUAUCACGACGUGCUAUUAGCCGUGGCUCGAAGGGGCGUCAACUUGGUCCUAAUUAGGACGAAGGGUUAGGCCGAAAUAGCUUAUUCUCAGCGUGACCUUUAUGACAUCGUCGCUUAUGAGGGUCCAGAGAUUUCCGUUUUUCUUCGGGGCCUGGUUAUUUCGAAGGUAGGUACAGGGUCUCGUGUGGCACACGUAGACAAGACUCUGUGAGCCACGCCGCCCACGCUCAUCGCCAGUCGCCAGUGUGCCGGCGAAGCGCGACGGAUCUGGAGGUAGUGGGUGAUUUGGAUUUCGCACAUACCUUAUUCACUGUAAACAGUUUCGUGCGUAAGUUACUCUGUCUUCGACAGAGAAAUUAUCUGCUGUCAAAUUCAUCCUACCCUCACCCAUGACCAUUUCGCAGCCUCUGAUCCUAAUGUUAAUUCAUCCUCAUUAUUUUCAGUCUUCUAUCCUUUACAUCUCUCAAUCGCUGUUUGAUAGACAGUAGCCAGCUGCCGAACCUUUUUCCCCGGUCCACCAGCUUCCUUAUUUGCUACUGUUGGUCGAUCUUGAGAUCAGCUCCUGCAUGUCUGCCCUUUGCUGUGAAUAUCUCUGCAGGAUAGAGCUACUGCUUUUGGUACACCACCCCGACUCAUAGUCUUUUUCGAAUUCGCACUUGUCUGUUUUCCAGACAUCAAACCCCAACUUCAUUCGCGCUUGCUCCUCCGGUUGGUUCUUUGACGGAACAGGCAGCGGCGUCAAGUAUCAACUCACCACCAGGAAGGGCCUUUUGUGAAGUAUGUGCAGUUGUCUAGAGGCACUUAUUUGGCGACUUUUUCUUCUCCUUUGCAGACCAUCCGAUGCCCUGUGCACCUUUAUGCACGGUCUGCACGCGGACUACACGCGAGGAACAAUUCUACGCAAACACACAACACUGGUUUGAACCUGCUUCUGAUCAGCUCUCGAAAGUCUAUUCCGAUAACUUUCUACCUCUGCGGACUUAUUUCAGUCGGACCGAGCCACAGCGCGGUUUCGUUCAGACGCAUGUUUGCAAACGAGAAUGCCCAACUCAUGCCCUGCAACAAACGGACACUAGCAAUUUCUCUGACGACAAGGUCUGCCAUAAAACCUUUGCGUGAGCCAGGUGCAAAGCGUUGAUAGGCGUUGUAUUAAUCAGUUUGCCCCGUAGAUGAGCAGGCGCACUUGAUAAUUCUUUGCAGGCUUGGUGUUUGCCUUACCAGUCUUUGUUAGUCGAUCAGCUAUCCGAUCGACGGAAACGGGGACCAAAAUUCCACUAAAACUCCUCGUGCAACACUCGCUUUAACUUAUCUCAUGAAAUGCUAACCUAGAAUCUGAAAUGCGUUUUCUAUUAUAGAAGAUUCAUUAGGUAUGAUUGCAAUAUUGUUUAUCCUGCAGCAAACCCCUAAUAUAUUUCAGUCAUGCCAGGAUGCCAGCUCUUGCAUGCGUUUUCUCCCGAUCGCAUGCAAAGACCGCGCCCGAUAACGAUAACUGCUUAAGUAGUAAGAAUUUUUCCAUUGAAUUUCGAUGGCCUUAUAAGUUCAAAUAUAAUUUACAGAAAGUACGCACAAAAAUAUAUUUUGUGUGCUCACUGGGUUGCAAAUUGCGUCUUUUCAAAUUUCUACUCGACGAAAUGGUAUCUUUCGGCUUAAAUUAUUUUUCAGUUCCCGAAUAAUUUUUAAACCUCACCUGCCGUUGCACUUGCACUCAGGAUUUCAAACCACAAACUGUAUACCUCUCGUAUAAAGCAUAUCAUACAUUUCCGUAUGUUGGCCGGAAGAUAGGAUAUAAGACUCAUAAAAUUUUGUAACAGAUGUGGUCCAUGUUGCAUACUUCAUGAGCAGCAUUAAUAAACGGUCAGAUACUAUUGGACAUUCCUCUGUCUUGAAAAGAUCUCAUAACUGCAAACAUUUACAGGACUGAAAGGCCGCAUUUCUUUGUGUGAAAUUUGAAGAAGGCGUAAUUUGCAAUCAAAUGAGUGCAAUAAAGGAUUUUUUACGUGUGCUAUUCCACCUCUCUCUCUUCCUCUACUUGUAUACCUCAUUUUACUAACAUGACACUUUUGUUAUUCAAGAUUUAUUCUUUCCUUGGGUCGGCCACGAUCAAAUGGUUUCGGUUUGAUGUGAAUGUAUGCAUCCCCUUCCCCCAACACUUUGACGUUAGACCACCUCUAGUACAGGGAUUGCGGUACAACUGUUUUUACGGGUGGACGGUGUGGGUUAGGCUAUAUAGGAAUCUAGAAAAGCAUAUUUACUCCAUAUGCUCAUUUUAAUGUUUUAUGUAACUGUGAAUUAAACCUUGCGCCGUAUAAGCAGUAGCCAAGAGUAGACUGCACGAUCCUACAAAAAUGCCGUGAGGGCCGGGUAACUGAUUAGGAUACGAAAUAGCCAAUGACCUUUGCUGUUGGCGUUAAGUCGGAGUUCAUCAUUCCUAUGCUAGAGGAGGUCAUGCGCCAGACCGUUGUGGUGGAGGGAGUGCUGUUUGCACAUAUAAGUCCGAUCCUGGCUUCUUUUCGACACUUUUAAUAUUUACCGAGCAUUUUAGUAUUCCUUCACUUUCGUCACAUGAUAUACUAAUGACCCAGCAAACACAUUAUGAAGCGGCAUUUAUUUGACCUAUCAGAGAAUGAAUCAUGCCGUCAAAGCCAGUCCUGUCUGUCGCCGAGGUGUGAACUGCGAUCCCUGGUCGUCUGGUUCUGCCGUAGCAGACCGAUACGCCGUUGUAGACUACUGUUGACCUCAUCUUUACCUCUGGUUAGACGCGCAACGUUCUUUCACUAAAUGGCUUUGGCUACUCGGUGUUAGUGCGUUUGGUGCAAAAACAGCCAAAAAGUAUUAUUGUUUUGCCUUUUAAAGUGGCCAUCUUUGGACUCAUUGGGGUCCACAUUCUUUUUGUCCGUUUUUUCCGAAAAGGGAACCGACUAUUUUUGGCAAGAGUCAUACUUGUAAGUUCUCAUUAGGUCUGUCUAUGUGGUUUUGGCAGUCGUUUUUGAAAUAUGGACGGGACUCAUGUGUUCACUAAGGUUGAUCUUGCCCGAUUUGCGGAUGCUACGUGGAGACUUUCGUUUUGCUGGAGUGCGGGACACCUUAUAUUUGUUCUCUAGCCCCUCUCACCUAAUGUUCGCUUUUCACCUUUAAGAUUUAAUCAAGCCUGCUUGGAUAAUUUGCCGGGGCAUUCACCUACCUUACUUGGCGAUAUCCUGUUGGUGUUCUCCGUUGCCGAGACUUAUUAUCAAUCUUUUGACUAUCGAAAUGUUUCAUGGGCGUCGUAUUCGGCUAUGACGAACUUAGUUGGACCUAGGAGCAAAAACUACCUGUUGACUGCUUCCAAAUUCCUCCUCCCAGGACUGUUGUCUUCUUGAGCCCUCGACUGUGACUAGCUAUUUUGACCAAAAAGACUUGACAGAUGUCCGCGUCAGACUUCCUCCCUUUUCUCCUCUUCAUUUGACCGGAAAGACCGUAGAAUUACCGACUGUUAUAGUCGCUAGGUGUUUUACCACCGUCGGGACGAUCUUUUCAUAUCCUACCGCGAAGCGUACCGGCUCCUUGUUUCAAAGUGUUUUUUGCGGAAUGAAGCUUCCCGUACACUGUGGUGGGCUCAUAUCGACUUGGCUACGAUCGUAAACAGGCCAUUGCCUACCGAGUUGCGGAACGACCACGUAAGCAAUAUCAGAGAUAGGCCAACGAAGGCAGUUUUGUGGAACUUAAGAGCCCCAUAUCGUCAUUGUUUCAGCGUAGACAGUCGCUCUCUUCAUCUUCACCUUGAGAAUUGGAGUCAUUGACCCUCUGGAGUUUUGUAAUUAGUUAACGCAUGUUGUCGCGCUUAUGCGCGUAUCACCUCCUGCAACAUAGCCAAAUCGUCGGGUUAAAUGCACCAGAGCCUUAGAGACAUAAAUUUUAAGUUAAUUUUUGUAUAUCACCAAUUAGAAAUUUAUUAACACAUUUUGCUCGUGUUUUAACUCCGAUCCAUCAACGACUCAGCAGCAAUAUUUUUAUUAACUUAUCAAAGAACUAUUGUAGGUGACAUCUAGGUGUUUUACCUACCAGUGUAGUUGUUCGAUAGGCUAGUUCCUUUGUUGAUAAAUGACAGUGAAUUUGAAUUGAUCUGUUUAUUUUCAGUGAUUCGGGUAUCUGGCAGAAUUUCUGACAACUUCUGAAAUAUGGGAUUUUUUAACAAUCUUCUUGAGAACUACCUCAGGCGGACCUGACCUUUACGAAUGCGCACUUGAUUUUUAUGGGGCUGACCAUAUCAAUCUUUGCAAUAUUAAGGGACUGGACAAAUACCGCCAUGCCUUUGUGCCAGCAGACCAUGCUCUUAUAGGCUCCUCUAAACCUGAAAUUCUUGUCCUACUGCUGAUGCCGCAUUACAGCGGCACCGCCCUCGUACGCGUAACCCUGCAGAUGGCGGCUUUCGUGUACGUUCGCGUUCUGGCCAAUCACCGAGUUAAUGUGGGUCAUGUGAUAGACUGCGCACACCGCUUGUGUGCCACCGCCGACGCAUGCUGCCAGAGUCGAAAGGCACGUGGUCGUGUUUUUUGUCUGCGCGCGCACCCCCGUGUGCGUUUGACACCAUGACAACGAGAUGUGGCAAGUUGGGGCGGCCCCACGGUCGACUAUCCUGUUGGGCAGCCUCCUCAUAUCUUCGUACUGACAACUCUACAGUUUACUGAGAAGCGCAUUAUUGCGCACGCCAGGAAAACAAGUUCACCCCAUUUGCCACGGAAGAGGGCCUUAAGCAACCGACGCCAAACUGAGGAAAACUGAUCGAUCACCGAAACUAUUGCUUAUUUUUAUUAGCUUUUGAGUCCUUACAAAGGUCUGUCGUCAGAGAAGACAGCAUUAACAACACAUGUAGCAGUGCUACUGUGCUUUUACGAAUCGAUCGAAGACAAGAUUUACCUGAGCGUACACUAACUCGACUCGGCUGUCCGGUUGGAUGACCACUUAUCACAAGUGAAUUCCCACCCCCUCAAUUUAACAGCCGCUUGAACAAUCGCCCAAGCCGCAAGCUAGUUGAAACCUGGGGCUCCGAUGGGAAUCCGGUCACCCGACCUACUAAUUUCUCACCGUCAUACACGUUUCGGCACAUAAACUAUGGAGCCGUAGUACUGACUGUUGAUUGGCUAAAGUACCCUAUAAUUGCCGGUUGUUCGUUUCUGUUAUUAUACCUUGCGAUAGACGCCUUCACUGGGCGAAAGGCUUAGGAAAUGAACAAUUAAUUUCCUGGCUCAGCCAGCAUUUUUCCUUAUUCCAACAAGGGCGACGAUAGGGCGUAUGGCCCCCAACUAACUUGAGCUAGCCUGUAGACCGUGGUGGUAGAGGGGUUUUACGGGUGGUGCAACACACAGGACAGAGAGCAAGAAGACACAGAAAGUAGAUAAAUUUCCCCGAAAGUCUUAUCGUACGCUGUCAUUUGGCAAAGAAAAUGAGCUCGAUAAUUAAAAAACAAAUAGCACUUUUUAAAAAAUAACGGACUCUGAAUAAAGCGACGCUGGUAAUUUUGCAUUUAGUCAGGCGGGGAGGGAACUUUAACAUGAUGUGAACCAUGAGUACUAAGUGAUACGGCCACACCGAAUUUUAAGGUAUAUUUUUGUAGUUGUCGUCUGCUUGUGGGUCCUAUACUUUAUCGUUAGCCCAACAAGUACUCAGGACGCGAAUAGUCGUCUCCGUUCGACACCUGAUACUGCUGGUGACUAUUUGGCUAAGCUACGUGAUCUAUCUCGAAAUCGAAAAUGCCUAACGAUGUAUUGCUGUUGUUGGUUGUGGCCUAUUGCCCUGGUGCAAGCUGGUUUCCUCACUCCCCUGCUGUUAUAACGAUGUUUAGCGCUGUUUUGUUAGUCAGUUACAUAUUUCUAUUGCGGUACUGAUCUUGCCGUUCAUAAUUCGCAAUUUCAGGACAAACUCCGGCCCCGAACAGUCGCCGCCCAGUCCUCUCCGCAGUAUGCUUCAUCUGUCGUAA
This is a messenger RNA of Spirometra erinaceieuropaei, 19000 nucleotides long. The record is from the annotation of a GenBank genome assembly. NCBI's taxonomy places the organism in Eukaryota, Metazoa, Platyhelminthes, Cestoda, Diphyllobothriidea, Diphyllobothriidae.